AUGCCGGACAAGCUUCCCACUCAGUUCUAUACCACAAUCGAUGAGUUCGUGUUGGAGUCGGGGGAAAUAAUAUUCGACGCAACUGUCGCUUUCAUCAUCAAAGGACGUCUAGAUAUUCUACGCUCCAAUGUAGUCGUCAUUUGUCACGCUCUCUCCGGUAGUGCCGACUUUGAAGACUGGUGGUCUCUCCUGUUUUCCGGCAACGAAAAGGCAGCACUAGACCCCGAACGUUUUUGUAUCAUCUGUUGUAAUUGUUUAGGCAGUCCAUAUGGCUCGUCUAGCCCUGUUUCCUCCAAGCCAGGCGACGGGACCGCUUUCUAUGGACCUAGUUUUCCAAAGACAACAAUCCGGGACGAUGUUCGCAUUCAGAAAUAUGUCCUAGACCAACUGGGAGUGCGAUCAAUUCACAGCGUCAUCGGGGCUAGCAUGGGCGGUAUGCUGGCCCUUGAGUGGUCACUGUUCGGCGAAGAUUACGUACGAUCGCUGGUCCUGAUAGCAACUACAGCAAGACAGGGUCCAUGGGCUAUAGCAUGGGCGGAAAAUCAACGAGCAACAAUCAAAGCCGACGCCAAGUAUCGCGAAGGAUUCUACACUGACGACCCUCCCGUCGCCGGCCUUGGAGCUGCGAGAAUGUCAGCCAUGCUGUCGUACCGGACGCAUAAAUCUUUCGACAAAAGAUUUGGGAGACGGAGGUUACUAGCCAGAUCUGUGGAAGACGUCCGUCCUGGAGACAAUGUUAACCCCUGUACCUCUAUGUCUUUGGAAGGCAUGAGCCUUAGCGGCCAUCGUAGCAACAAGCAGCCCACGUUCGCGGUGCAGAGUUAUCUACGCUACCAGGCCGAGAAGUUCAAUGAACGUUUUGAUACUAAUUGCUACAUCCAUCUUUUGGACAAGAUUGACUCGCAUGAUAUCAUUCGCGGACGCUAUGAGAAUUUAUCUGACGGUGAUGCCAUGGAGGCAGUACUGAGACAGAUUCAGCAACCGGCGUUGGUGGUUGGAAUUCCCACAGAUGGUCUAUAUCCUCUGAGCGAACAGCUGGCCCUGGCCAAGGGCUUACCGAACGCGACCUUCUAUGCACUGGAAAGCGAAGACGGGCAUGAUGGUUUUCUUUUAGAAGGCAAAAAGCUCAACUGUAUUCUUAAACCCUUCUUCAAUUGA
Messenger RNA from Glarea lozoyensis ATCC 20868, 1158 nucleotides. RefSeq names its product alpha/beta-Hydrolase. Bases 1 to 1158 code for a protein of 385 amino acids. Gene Ontology annotation, molecular function: homoserine O-acetyltransferase activity. Lineage: Eukaryota; Fungi; Ascomycota; Leotiomycetes; Helotiales; Helotiaceae. The record is from RefSeq and is a predicted model, not a curated record. Gene Ontology annotation, biological process: L-homoserine metabolic process. The transcript has 2 exons.